GCAUUUUCAACUUCAGGGUAUUGCAACAUUUGUUGUCUUCGACAAGGAUUGGAUAAUUGGUUCAAAUCUUUUCCUUUCCUUUUCUUAUUUUCUUGGAAAAUUUGAUGUGACGCCAUUCAUUUCUCAUUAUUUUGUGAAGUUCUGCAUCUGGGUCUCUCACGAUUGGUUGCCUGUCCAAUGAAUUGGAUAAUUUGGUCCACAAGUUUCUUCUACUUUAUUGAUGAUUUUCUUAUAAAGCUGUAAAUAAUGGAACAAAUUGGUUGUCUUCAUUUUAGAUCUGUUCUAAAAUUUUAAAACUUGUGAAUUUAUUUAGGCAUUUACAACUGUGUGAUUAUUAAAUCUGUUGGUUCUCUCUUUUUCUUUCUUUUUUUUUUUUAAAUUUUUAUUUAUUUUUUCAACUAAACAUCAAUUGCACACUAUAUUUUCUUGGAUUUGGUUUUCAAUACAUGUGCCUUUUUCUUUUUUCUUUUUUUGGUUCAUUUGAUAUAUUCUAGGAUUGUAGUUUCAUAAAUGCCUGUUUGUUUCCCAAGAAAUGAACUGAUUAGGAAAUGGGGAAGAAUGGGAGCUGGAUUUCUGCAGUGAAGAAGGCUCUCAGUCCGGACUCCAAGGCUAAGAAAGACAAGAAAACCCAUAAAUCGAAGAACAAAUGGAUUGGGAAACGCAAGAGCCCCUAUCCGGGCUCUCCACCUAAAGAAACUGUAUUGGCCAUAACUCCAAUAGAGGAUGUGAAAUUAACAGAAGCCGAAAAUGAGCAAAACAAACAUGCUUAUUCUGUUGCCAUUGCCACUGCCGUGGCUGCUGAGGCAGCUGUUGCAGCCGCUCAGGCUGCUGCUGAGAUUGUUCGGCUCACAGCCAAAGCCCGUUACUCUGGCAAAUCGAAGGAGGAAGUUGCUGCAAUCAAGAUUCAAACAGCGUUCCGAGGAUAUUUGGUAUUAUUAUUCUCUCCCAUAAAAUGCCCAUUUUUGUCUAAUUUAGUUCAUGAAGUACGCAUUUUGUAAAUGUUUUCUUCUUUUGUUUGCUUUGUCAUUCUUUCUUAAUAUGCUGUUUUUUGUUUUGAGAAAAUGCCAAAUGUGCUUUUAUGACAUUUGUUGGAUUUGACAUCAUUUUACACUCGUGUAUGGUUAAAAUCUGGCCUGUAGCUCUAGCCA
This is a messenger RNA of Camellia sinensis, 1148 nucleotides long. NCBI's taxonomy places the organism in Eukaryota, Viridiplantae, Streptophyta, Magnoliopsida, Ericales, Theaceae. The record is from RefSeq and is a predicted model, not a curated record.